Messenger RNA from Ctenopharyngodon idella (grass carp), 6297 nucleotides. Its product is annotated as asialoglycoprotein receptor 1-like. Gene Ontology annotation, molecular function: signaling receptor activity. The coding region runs from base 1528 to 2625 and encodes 365 amino acids. The record is from RefSeq and is a predicted model, not a curated record. The transcript is spliced from 10 exons. NCBI's taxonomy places the organism in Eukaryota, Metazoa, Chordata, Actinopteri, Cypriniformes, Xenocyprididae.
GCAAGUUUAUUAUUUGAUCUGCAACUUUAAAUUGUCCUUUUUAAGGUGAGACUCUUUUCUGUGUGGAUGAUUUCUUGCGAGUGGAGUUUGCUCCAUGUGAACAGUUCCUUUCUGGUUCACACAUUUGUAUUGUGUGUAUUAUGAACAUGUUUUUUUUUUCCCCCGGUGUUUCAUGGUCGUGACAUCAAAGUUGAACAAUUGGAUAUAACGAAGGUCAGUAAAACAAUUUAGUCACACAAGUCUCCCGAGAACACAAUGAAUAAAGGGUUAGUUCUGACAUUACUCAUUCUCAUAUUGUUCUCUGUGACCUUCGUUCAUCUUUGGAACACAAAUUAAGAUAUUUUUGAUAAACUCCGUAAGCAAUCUGGUCUCCGAUAGAUUGCAACACAAUGACCACUUUCAAGGGCCAGAAAGGUAGAAGAGACAUCUUUAAUAGUCCAUGUGACUACAGUGGUUCAACCUUAAUUUUAUGAAGCGACGAGAAUACUUUUUCGUGCCCAAAAAACAAAGAAAAUAAACUACUUUAUUCAACAAUUUCUUCUCUUCCAUGUCAGUCACUUACGCAAGUUGACGCAGUGCAGCGCUUCCAGGUUCUAUGCCAGAAUGCCGACUCAGUAUUGGCCGAGGCUGUUCACUUGAGCACCACGACACGUGUGUGUGUGAUGCUGACGCAUGAGCCGGCCAAUAAUGAGCCGGUGUUCUGACAUAGAACCUGGAAGUGCUGCACUGUCUAAACAGCGUAGGAGACGGACAGGGUAGAGUGUGGUUUUUUUUUUUCUUUUUUUUUUUUUUUUCAAACCUCAUUCUGCUAUAGCAUCUUAAUGGUUCUGUUCAUUUGUACAAUCUACCUUAUUUGCCCAUCAAAUUUUUCAGUUAUCCUUAGAACAGUUUCAGAUCAAGUUUUACAUAUGAAUUACUCUUGCUUCCUUAAUUCAGUGCAUUUUUUUUAUGUUUGAAAGUCCAAGCUCAGCACAACUGCAGUUUUUUUUUGUUCACUCAGCUAAAUGAUUUGUCUUUCAUUAGAAGUACCAUUUUAAAUUGUAAAAAGGAAAAUUGCCUACAGCCUUCAGAAAGAAUUAACAAGUUAACGAGUUGCACAAGUAAAAAAGACCAAAUAGCAAGAUAAUGCAUAGGACAGUGGAUAUUUAAAGGAAUCAAAAUGACAGCGUAGCUCCAUGGAGGGAAGGGAGGGGGGGUAAAUUAAAAAAUUACCAGUAAAUUACAUGUUGGCAAAUCAACAAAAUGCAGGAUGUAAAGUAGACAUGACAUAACUGUCAUUAUACCUGUCCUGAAGAAAAAUUACAUGCAAAAAAAAAGGAUUGUUUUCCUAUGUGUCUGAGUAACAGAAUACGUCAAAUGUUCCCAGACGUUAUUACCUAAAUAUCAGUUCUUAGAAUGUGGAAGUGAAUUUCAUUUUAAAGAACAUGACUACAUGAAUCCAUUAAUAUAUAAGAGGUGUUAUUUUGAAUUUCAACUAUAAGAAGCAAGUGACCUGUUAAAUUUGCUCCCAUUUUAUUGUCUCAGAAAAUGGAUCGUUCUGAAGGAUACAUUCAAAUGGAGAUGGAAUGUGAACCGAAGAAAUCUUUUCGGAGAGGUCGUCUAUUUGGCAUCCUUGUGCUUCUAGGAACAGUCUGCAUUAUUAUUUUCAUGAUCCUGACUUCUGUCAUCUAUUCAAAUCAAGAAAGAAAAUUCUCAGUGAUGGAGAGUUGGAUGAACAGCCAUACUUCUGAUCUAAACUCGGUCAAAUCUGAUUUUCAGAUCACAGGUAGUGACUUGGAAAAGAAGGUUUCUGAGUUUCAGAAUUUGGUGUCCAAUCUGAGUUCAUAUUUGAACAUGUCUGGAACAAGUAACACAAUGGCCAAUGAAGUGCAUAAAAAGAAGUUGUCUAAUAUUGAGACCUUGAUGGCCGAUCUUGGCUCAUCACUGAGUUCACUCGCAUCCAAACAAGAGGAAAACCAACAAAAGUUGGAGAAUAAACAGGAUCUGUCACACACUGAAAUGAAGAGUUUGUUGGACAAUUUAAGUUUUGCAGUAUCAGCUCUUAGGUCUAAACUAGCAGAACAAAGUACGAGUUCAGCUUUUGCUUUUCUACAUUCACAACAUGCCUUGGAUGAAAUGUCAAGCUCACUGAAGAAACAGAAGGGUUCAGUGGAGGAACUGAAAUCAUUAGUUCAAACUUUGUCUUAUAAACUAUCAUUAACCAGUGUACUUGCAUCAGGCUGUAUUGAAUCUGAUUGGAUCCCAUUCAGAAACAGCUGUUACCUGUUCUCUAGUGAUUCAAUGAACUGGACCCAAGCAAAAGAUUACUGCGAAGAGCAGGGUGCGUUACUCUUAAAACUAGAAGACAGCUCUAAGAAGGAGUGGGAAUUUAUUACUGUUUUGGCCAAACCAUUUCCAUACUGGAUUGGUCUAACAGAUCAGACCACAGGCCAGUGGAGAUGGGCGGAUGACACUCCUUGCACCGUGGACAAAGUACACUGGGGUCCUGGGCAGCCGGAUGAGUGGCAAGGACAUAAGCAAGGGGGAGGAGAGGACUGUGCUCAUAUAACAAUCAAUGGGAAUAUUAAUGACAACCACUGCGCUGUCAAAAUGAGAUUUAUAUGUAAAGGAUCUAAGAAUUCUUAAUAGCAACCUUUUUGUAUGAUGCUUCAAGAAAGUGACCAUACAUUUGUGUUUUAUUUUUUCUUUAUUCAUUUAAUCAUAAUCAUUAUUCAUUUAAUAAUUCCAUUUAUUCAUAUAAUAAUUUCAUUUUACUGCCUUUGCAACUUGAUCUUUGACGCUUCAAAAAGUUCAUAAAGAGAUCGUAAAACUAAUCCAUAUGAAUCGAGUGGUUUAGUACAAAUUUUCUGAAGAGACUCUUCACUUAAUAUGAUGAACAGAUUGAAUUUAGGCUUUUACUCACAUAUAAACCUUGAUCAGCAAACAUAAACAGAUGCUCAACCGAACUGAAUGACACACAAGAACAAACCUCUUCCGGAAGCUCAAACGUGCUGCGUAACCAGUGAGGUUCAUUCUCGUGUGUUACGCAGCACGUUUGACGAAUCUGACUUGACUAUGAUGGACAUGCGCAGUCGCUUCUGUAGCAUCAACCUUGAGCUCAUUUCUCUAUGGAUAAAUAUGGAAGCCCAUUUCUGCCACAUAAGAAAAAAAUGCUUUGGUAAAUCACGACGUGAGUCGAAAUUAUUACAUAAAAAGUCAAAAUUGACAUAAGACAUUAGAAGUUCAUUGUUUAAUCUCAUAAUUAUGACAUAGUAUGUCAUAAUUAUGAUUUAUGACAAUUUCGACUUCAUCUAAUAAUUUUGACUUUUUAUCUAAUAAUUUCGAUGUGUAUUGAAUAAUUUUAAUGUGAAUUAUGCCAUACUCAGUCAUAAUUAUGAUUUAGUGGCCUGGUUUCACUGACAGGGCUUCGAUUAAGCCAGGAUUAUGCUUUAGUUCAAUUAGGACAUUUAAGUAGCUUUUAUAAAUGUGUCCUAGAAAAAAAUCAUUACUGGUGUGAAUCUUGCGACAAAACUGACAUUUUAAGAUGUCAGUGCAGGUUGCUUUCAGUUAAAAUGGCUCAAACAUGCAUUUUAGUCUGAGACUAGGCUUAAGUCAAGUUUGUCAUAAUUAUGGCUCAGUGUGUCAUAAUUUUGAGGUUUUUAAUCUUAUAAAUGACUUAUACGUAUGACUUUUUUGUGUCAAUUAAUUCGAUUAUGACUUAAAGGGAUAGUUCACCCAAAAACAAAACUUCUGUCAUCAUUUAUUCACCCUCAGGUUGUUCCAAACCUGUAUAAAUUCAUUUGUUCUGUUGAACACAAAGGAAGAUAUUUUGAAGAAUGUGGCACCGUUGACUUCCAUAGUAUAUUUUUUUCAAGACAAGCUGUUAUCAAAAUUAACGCUAGAGAUGUAUUUGUUAGCCACCAUUUCAGCCCCGUGUGUAAUGCAGCUCACAGUCACCGACCGUGUGUGGGUUGAUGUAAAACUCUGGACAAGUUUUCAUGUGCGCGUCCGUUUUUAACGCGUCUUGACUGUUGUACAGUCUGACAUAAAUGACAGCUGAGAUCCCACAGUGUGACACGAGGAUCAUGAACGUACAGUCUGACAAGCAACAAUCGUAAAGGACUAUUAUAAAUCACACAGUGUGCACCCGGCUUUAGUAUGUCAAUUUCUACUUUUUAAUCUCAUAAAUGACUGUCAUAAUUAUGUUAUAAUUAUAAUAUAAAUGUUAUAAUUUCUAUUUUUUUAAUCUUAGUAUGUCAUAAUUAUGAUGUUUUAUGUCAUAUUUAAGAUUUACCAAAGCAUUUUUUUUCUUAUGUGGUGGAAAUUAGCUUCCAUAGAUAAAAGCACUCACUUUAAAAUAAAUAAACCCCUUUAAUCAACCAGAGGCCUUUCUGCACCAAAAUGUUCAUUUUGACCAUGCUAAUUCUGUGUAACUGGUAAAAGGUGAAGGUUCAAACAAGAGGCAGACAAACCACUGUGAAAACGGAUGAUGUUGAAAACACUGAGCAAACAGUUUUAAUCAGCCAUUUAGCUGAUGCGUUUAUCCAGAAUAACUUACAGUACACUAGUAACAGAUCACCCACUUAUUCUUUGGAAUGAGGAACUGAAAGUGUUGUUAUUUUCAAAACGAUAAAAUGGAAAUUACAUAUCUUUAUGACAUGAAAGAUUCGUAAACAUUUUGCGAACAGAAAUGUUAUUUCAUAUUAAGUAGAUGAGUAAACUGCUUUCAAUAAAUGCGACUAAAAACAUCAUUAAAUUAUUAAAGCCACGAUUUUAAUAUUAAUACAUGGGAAUUCAUAUACAUUCACACUUAACGUUACAUGAUUUACGUUUUUUUUUGCUGUUAAUACGUAAGUAUUUUUACGUUUUAGCGCUAUAAAUACGUCAAUGUUGUACGUUUUUGUGUGUAUGAAAACGUAAGUAAAUGUACGUGUGGUAGAUCCACAAUUUACGUAAAAAUACACACGUUUUCUCAUGAGUUGGCAUAGGCUAUUGUAAAUAAAUAAACUUUAUUUUACAAAAUGGAGAAUUUCCUGAACUUCCAUUCAGAAUUCAUUUGAGAAUUUCCAUUAUUUUUAUCUUUUAAAGUCCAUUUUGGGCAAAAAGCUUAGUAUAAUAAAAUCACCAAAACAAGUCUUCAUGUUAAGAAUGAAUAGUACACAAACAAAAAAGUUUUUAAAAAAAAUAAAGCAUUCAUUAGGCUAAUUAUUUUAUGAUAAACAUACUGUCUUAAGUGCACUCAUUUAUAGUCAUAAAUUAAUAUAAUUGAUAAAUAAAUACAUUUAAAAAAUAAAUACAAUAAAUAAUAAUAAUUUUUGUUAUUAAUAUUAUUAUUAGCCUAUUGUUGCAUUUAGGCUACAUGCAUUUAGAAGAAGAAAAGAGGAACAAAGAAAUUAAAAGUCAGUUAUAAUACACAAUGCCAGGUUUAUUAGGCAAUAAUAAUAAAGUGCUAAGAUUAUCACAAAUAAACAAGAUUUUGACGCACAUAGGCCUAAUUCUUAUUAAAUCGUUGUAUUCCGCUACCCGUUGAUAGAGAAUCACUGCAGUCAAUAUAAUUUGAUGAAUAAUACACACAAAACAAUAAAAUUUGUUAACAUCUACCUGGCCCAGGUGAAAAAAUACUAUAGUAAUUUAUAGUAAAUACUAUAGUGUUUUUGAACCAUACUAUAGUAAAGUAGGGUAGACCAGGUACAGUUGGUACAGGGGUACAGUUGAAACACCUUAAAUAACUUGCGUACGCAACAAGUCUGAUCUGUGAAAUUUGCUUCGCACAUGCGUAUUAGCGCCCUCUUCGAUCGUGGGAAAUUUGAAGUACAUGCGCUUCUCCAGUCUGAAGAUAUCGGCGAAAGUUUUUUUUCUAAGGUAAUUUUUUCACUUCACCACGUCCCUUCCACAUUGAAUAGCUUCUCAUCCUUACAUGAAUGUUAAAGUUAACUUACAUUUUCGUAAACCUAUGUGCUCUAAAAACUGACAUAUUGCAUGACUUUGUGUCAUGCAAGGUCAUUGUAAAAUCUAGAGAAAUGUUCGUGGUGGUCAGCGGGGUACAGUUGAGACACAAUGUACCCGCACCAUAGAAUCCUAUUGCGGCACAUGCAGUCCAGUUGCACAAUGUAAGAUCACAAAUUCAUAGAUUUCAUCUGUUUUAUUAUUGCUGUUUGCAAUUGUUCAAUGUUUUUUUACUGUUACUCAACUUUUCAACUGUUAAUAUUAAAAUUAUGAACUGAAAUUAAAUAUUGUAUCGCUGUUUGCCAUUACUGUACAAUGUUUUACAAAUGAACUACUUUUAACUAAACAAAUAAUCAAAUAAAAUACUGAAUG